Molecule: messenger RNA, 202 nt
Organism: Racocetra persica
Lineage: Eukaryota; Fungi; Glomeromycota; Glomeromycetes; Diversisporales; Gigasporaceae
Source: the annotation of a GenBank genome assembly
CGGAAUUAAUUCCGAGUUCGGAGCAAAUGCUAUUUCAUCAGGUGGUGUUGGUGGGAUUCUUAAGAAGCGUGCUGACGAUGAUGAUAAGCAAAAGCAUGGUGAAAAUAAUGUCUUCGGAUUAUUUAAACGUGGAAUUGUUCCCGGCUCUGCCAGUUCUAUUCUACCAUUUCUAGGAGCAAUGGAUGGAUUUGGAACAUAUUGA